AUGACAACCAAUUACUCGAAUAGGGAAAGAUUGAAGGAUGCUGUCAGUGUUCAGUUCGGUCAACCGCCUGACGACGUAUUCCUUAAGAGUCCAACACCUUGGGGUGAUUUAUACACAACGUACGGUUGGAAGGAAGUAACGGUUACAACAAAACCCAUAUCUAGCGUUGUAGUUUCGAAGGAGUUCAGAAAUCAAACAGUUGCCAAACAAAAAUACACAAAUAAGACAUCAAGUAACGCAACGCUUUGGGGAAAUAUGUCCAGAUCUGUGGACGAAGUUACAAUAAACUGGUACAAUCCGAAGAAAAUAUCUAUUAAUGGCAACGUCAGCCACCAUUUUGAUUUCACGCAAAUUGGCGGGAAAGAUUUUCACUUGACAGUUCCAUGGAGAAUCGACACUGAAGAACUAAAUCCUAUUAAAAUUGGAUCAGAGAUUCGUUUCAAAGACAAAUUAAAAACAAAUGAAGCUUUAGAAGUAGAAGUACGAACAAUAAAGGCUAAUAUAAAAAUAGAGGUGGUGUACGAAUCCACUCUAUCAGGAAACGUGGUCCUUAACUACAAAAACAAGCUCAUGGGUCAUCAUUUCUGGGCAGUUGAAGUUGCUGACGUACUAUCGAUAAUUGGAACGAGACCUCUAAUAACAAAAGAAGUUAUAGAAAUGGAGUUCUACACGAAAACUGAGCAAAAGUUAAAAGUAAUUCAAUUGUGA
Messenger RNA from Pieris macdunnoughi, 708 nucleotides. Lineage: Eukaryota; Metazoa; Arthropoda; Insecta; Lepidoptera; Pieridae. The record is from the annotation of a GenBank genome assembly.